CAUAAGCAGUCUAAAAUCGGACGGAUCAGCUGGGGAUUUGAUAACAGGCUGUGUUGUACGAGCUGGUCCAUAAGCGUUUCUUACCUACUAUGUGCAUUAUAUAGUUAACACGAGAGCAUUUGCAAUAACUUUUGGAGGUUUGCAGAUCGCAAGAUAUACCCCAAAACAGCGUCGUAUGCGUUUUGUUUUGAGUGGUAUGUAGACUUCUCGCUCAUAUAUACUUUGCACACUGUCACCAAACCUUUUCAGUCCAAGGCUGUGUUUUCUGACUUAUUGGUCCGGAGAUGAACAAUAAAUUGAUUUCAGAGCAAGUAGAUGGAGCUACAAGACUUGGUCAUGAGCAGCUUGCUAAAGGGAACAUUGACGAGGCUUGCAGUUCGUUCGAAAAAGCCGUUCAACUUGCAGAAAGCUUGAAAGAAGGGUUUACGGAAAGAGCUUGCUAUUUCAAUCUUGGAGCGUGUUAUGUUGCACGUGGGGAUCCUAAACGUGGCGUGGAAUACUUAAAGAAAUCUUUUCCGCCCGAUAAAGAGUCGGACGGAAGGACAAAUUAUGCAGAUUUGCAGUACAAUUUGGGAACUGCUUACGAUGCUUUGAGCGACAUUCAGAAGGCUGUGGAAUGUUACGAGAUCGCUGCUGAAGAAUAUAAAGCUCAAGAAAACUUGGAAAUGCGAGGAGAAACUCUUCUCAGACUGGGUAAAGACUGGACGAAUAUCGGCGACCUGAAAAAAGCUGCAGAAAUUUACCAACAAUGCGCCGAUAUAUUCCAGGAAAUGGGAGACAAAAAUACUCAGUUACUUAUUUUGAACAACCUUGCUAGUUUGCUUGGAGAAGUUCGGGACAUUGCAGCCUGUGGUAAAGUGCUUGCGCAAGUUAUUGAACUUUGUCAAGAUGUCGACGACAAUGCUUUGAAAUGUAAAGUUUACAAUGAUAUUGGUCUAGUUUACAGUGGAUUGAAGUCUUAUGAGAAUGCAGCAGAAUGCUUUGAACUGGCAAUUCCCCUCAUGCGUACCGAGAGUACAAACAAGGAACUAGAAGCUGUUCUUCAACAAAAUUUAGGAGCUGUGUAUAAUCAACUUAAGCAGUUCAACAAGGCAAUGGAGUGUCACAGGCAGGCAGUCACCCUUCAUGGUGAGCAUUCAAACAGGGAAGCCCAAGGACAAUCCUUCUGUAACAUGGGGUUUGCUCAAAGUCAGCUUGGAGAAUACAACAAAGCUGGGGAGAGUUUCUCACAUGCAAUUCAGGCAGCCAAAGAUUCUAAUGAUAAGAAAGGCUUGUGGCAAGCUUAUGAGGGGUUGGCAGCAGUUAGCUUUCUGGGCCGGGAAUAUGACAAAGCAGUGGAGUAUUAUAAGUUGGCUUUGUCUGUUCUUUCAACUACUAAUGAUGCAAGCCCUGAACAUAACAACAGAAUUGUCAGCAAACUUACAAAUGCAUUAGAAUGCCAGUUGGUUUUGUCAAAGCAAUUGAAUGGUAGGCUACCACCCAUAAGAUUGAACAGUGUGAAAAGUGAUGUUGUAGACAAUGUCGAGAAGGUUAAAAAGAAAGGAAAGCGAAUUGGCAAAACACGUUCAAGACAGGAGCAUCACCAGCUGAUUGCUAGAGGAAUUGAUGGAGAUCAAACUACCUCAGAGGAAUCUGAAGGAUCAGGUUCAGGAGAGGAGUCCACUUCUAGUGAUGAAGAGGUGCAAGAGAAUGAACAAGCUGUCAAGGAUCAUCAUUUCGUCCAAAGGGUGAUAACUACAGAAGCUGAAGUUCAUCAUGAAAGAAAAACAGCCAAUAGGGAAAGGAAAAUGACAUCUACAAGUUCCACUGAGGAAGAACGUGUCAUCAGGGAGAGGGAAAGGAGGGAGAGAAAACACCGCCAAUCACAGAAAGCUCGAGAUUUGGCAUCCAGAGAACCACUGAAGUCAACACAAGGAGACAACAUCUAUGAGCAGGUAACUGAUGACAGAGUGGCCUCCCCUGCGAGAAGUGAUUACUCUGAUGAGAUGCCACGGGCACACAGAGAAGCAUACUUGGCUUCAGUCCAGGCUUCCUCGUCACACAAGCUAGACUCACACAGAUCACAAGAGGAACAAAUUGUCCAAUCCAGAACUUGUGUUAUUCAGUAAUUAAAACAAUUAUACUAAUAUAACAGCUUUUAUAAUGGGUUUUGUGCAAAGGAGGUAUAUAUGGCUUAUGAGGUGAUUUUGAAAAAAAAACUAGAAAUUGUGACUCAAGCAUUGGUAAACCUCAACUAUAAAACAGUCAAAAGGGAGAAUCUUCAUCAAAUUUUAGCAAAUGCUCUAUGAAGGAAACUUGGCUGUUAUCCUCCUAUUUAAGGAAUCACAAAGACAUAUACCUUACUCUUGAUGAAAUCAACAGGUUUCUUUAAUAUGUUUCUAUUUUAAUACCACCUUUUUAUGGCUUGUCAAUGGUGUAUCUUUGGAUACAUUAAUACAGAAAUUACAAAAUGGUUUAUGUUAUUUCAACAUAAGUUGUUAUACUGAACAGGGGCUCUAUCUUGGCAAAAAUAUUGAAAUUGGCCCCAAAAAAUCAUUUGCACCUUUUUGGCACAAAAACUUUGUUGUUAUGUGUGUUUGAAAGACAAUUUAAUUUAAUUGAUAUUUUAUGUAGGGCAUGAACAUUUAUUAAGGAAAUAACUACAUAACUUUCAUAUUUAGUGAUAUAGUUUUAAAAUUUCAAGAGUUGUUUCAGUCUGAGGUGAUGCUGUGAAAUGCUCAUAGAAAGAUAAGGUCUUGGUAAUUUGAGUAGGUUGUCUUGUGUCUAAGAAAUUAAACUUUAUACAUACAUUCAAGUUGCAAAGUUUUUUUGUGGGAGGCAGUACUCUUUUAAU
This is a messenger RNA of Pocillopora verrucosa, 2833 nucleotides long. RefSeq names its product tetratricopeptide repeat protein 24. Gene Ontology annotation, molecular function: protein binding. NCBI's taxonomy places the organism in Eukaryota, Metazoa, Cnidaria, Anthozoa, Scleractinia, Pocilloporidae. The record is from RefSeq and is a predicted model, not a curated record.